Messenger RNA from Lineus longissimus, 4418 nucleotides. RefSeq lists its product as uncharacterized. Lineage: Eukaryota; Metazoa; Nemertea; Pilidiophora; Heteronemertea; Lineidae. The coding region runs from base 1129 to 3033 and encodes 634 amino acids. The transcript is spliced from 3 exons. The record is from RefSeq and is a predicted model, not a curated record.
AAAGAGAACUUGAAUUGAAAUUAUAACCACUGGGGGAGAAUAUAAACUUCAUGAGAGACUGAAAAGACUUAUAAUACGGAUGAUCGGAUUCGCACAAAAGGAUUUGGUGAAAUAGGAGGCAUGUUAUUGAAAUGUUCUUGUGUUUUUGUUCGUUGUUAACGAAUGGUUACCUUCGAAAGUCGAACACGCGGGGCGGCAGAUAUAAGACUGACGCAGACGAUAUUUUCGGUUCAUAACUUUGAAGAUGGCACAGUUUAUCGCUGUAGGUGGAUGAUACAAAACUAAAGAACGCGGGAUUCACUUCUGAUUGCAACAGUCACUUAAAAUAAGUUGGUUGAGAAGCGCGCGCGGGGAUUCGUAGCUGCCACGAGAACGAUAAGGAAUACUUGUGUGACAGCGAGAAGAGCUCCCUCGAGGAACUGCAGACUUGAUGAGUCAAGUGACAAGAGCCAUUGAUGGAUUAGGCAUUUCUCAAUACUCUCAUUGAGAUAACAUUACCCGAAAUCUUUCUGUGGCAAAGAGUCGUGAAUCACAAUAAAUAAACAAAAAUCGACUUGGUGAGACAAUUUGAAGUCCAAUAGAGUUUAUUAUAAAACUGAAAAAACGGGCUUUCGCAAGAAACAAUCAACAAAUGCGAGUUAAAACGCUGACUCAGGACCCUUUCACACGUAUCUAGCAUUGUGAAUCAGACGCCGAAAUCAGGAAUUUCGCGUUCGAGGACUUUCACUGUCUCCUAAAUUGCGGCACAUUCUUGUCUGCGUUGGCGUUUAUUGUGUUGCUCAGAAGUUCAAGAUAGGACGUGAUUCUUUAUUUUACUAAACAGUUGAUGCUGCACGUGGAUGCUGAACGUUGAUGGCUCCUACAGCAAAACGCAUCCCAAUGAAAGUCGUUCGUCGCAACGCAACCUGAGCGGAGAUUUUACUAAGAGUGCAAAUUAGAUAUUACGCAAAUAAUUUAGGAGUUUGACUUGUGGAUGAUACAGACAUUUUGUUAAAUCAGACUUUUCUUGGAGUACAUUAACAAAUUCUUGGAACUUGAGAUCGUCUCCAUCGAUUUAAAUUUCAGCUUUGCGUGGAUUUUCCCGACACUGAACCCCGAGCUUCCUGCUGGUUCUUAUCUCACUUAAAUAUGAGCGUACAGAAGCUUUCUCACGGGCUGAUGUCGUACCUUGGCCACUUGAGGCACAUGUGUCCCAUCCCGGAGGUAACUGACGCCCAGGACACCAACAACAACCAAGUGAAGGACGCCUUAUCACUGACUCGCCAAGGAAUGCAGCAUCCUAUAAACGCCACCAUUAACCACCUCAUGUGCGACUUUUGCAGCCCGCCGAAGGGACAUAGGCCUACUGGUACUCGUAAGGCAAAAACACAACACAAUACCAAAAAAGUUGCAACGAUGAGUCGCCGGCUGACUAAGGAUGAGUGCGAUUUGAUUCUACAAGGGGCAGUUGUUCUGGCUUGCGGUGGAGGCGGCCCUUUGAACUUUGCGAGAUACAUCUUAGAUGAGCUGGACGAAGAUGACAUGGCUGUUGUCGAAUCUCCAGAAAACGUAGGUGAUGAGGAAUGGAUGACGAUGAUCGCGCUGGUGGGCACCCCAUCAAAGGUCCAGAACAACAAAACUCACACGCCGCGCCCACGGUCACGGAGGACAAGUCCAUGGGGACCGAGUCCACAGAUCAGUCCGCGCACCAGUCCUCGCCAGAGCCCGAGAUCAAGUCCGAGAACCAGUCCAAGGUCGUCGCCUGCAACCAGCCCGAUAUCGUUCAAGGAGGCUGGGAACCGUUUGAAAGCAAUCAUAAAUAAGGGCACGGAGGAGUCGGAAAGCCCAAAGCCCUCAUUUUACGAACUGGUAAAGCAUGUAAUGCGAGUGAAGUUCCUGUGCACUGCUUUCGGCGCUAACUCGAUACCGGAGCCUGGAGAUCCGCACACGCCGAACAAUGCCGCGAAAAACACAUUCCUGUAUCUCCAGAAGCAGUGCCAGUUGAGAUCAAGCGACAAACUCCAUUACAACAGAUACAAGAACUUUGACCAGUUCUCAUACAUUCUCACAGGAGAGCUGGGCGCGGUCAAUAUGGCGACUGCUCUGUACUUGUCUGCGAUUAACGGAGUAGCGGUGGUGGAUUGUGACGGUGCGGGGCGGUCUGUCCCUCUUGUCAAUCAGAUCACAUACGCAGACAAGUUCACGGUCUCCCCUACCGCCAUCAUGUCGCCUCAACCCGGGCCGGAUUUCGACAGUAUAGCGUCGACGUUGCUUGAUUUUCCGUGCGGUACGGAAAAGAUGGUUGAGGAGGUUGCGGCAGCGCUAAUCGCGGACGAAAAUGGGCCUUUUCACCCGUAUAUCGGCUACGGAACUUACGUCAUCACUGGGGAACAGAUGGGCGACGUGCCCGUGUUUGGUUCCUACACGAUUGCAUUGGAGGUGGGCAAAGCUAUGAAUACGUUUUAUGGGGAAGAACGCGCUCUGACGAUCUCGCAAGUAUUGACGUCGCACGGACGAAGCAACAUCAUUGCGUUCCACGGCUAUGUUACGGAGAAAGUUCUCCAGAACAACAGAGUCAAAGACACUGGGUACCUAGUGAUUACAGACAUUGAUAACUCACAAAACACGCUGAAACUUUGGUACAAGAAUGAGAUUAUUCUGGCCGGACGGCCGGGUGAGUCCCCGUCUUUUAUGGCCCCUGACUCGAUCUGUAUCCUGCCCGCGCACGAGGGCCCCAUGGACAUCUCCUCAAUCCCGGACCCUGCAUCCGCCGAGUGUCGUCUGGAAGUCUUCAUUUUGAUCAUACAAGCAGACGACAAAAUCAAAAAUCCAAAAGUUGUGAAAAGUUUCGAGAGUAUUUACAAAUUGUUUAAGUGCGAUGAGGACAACACCUGCUAUGAUGGUGAUUAUAAGCCGUGGUGCAAAGAUGAACGAAAUGACAGUGAAGAGUUGUUCAGAGUCGAAAAUGUCAUCACUGUACAUGCCAUGCCACCCACUCCAUUUCGAAAGGACUUUUUCAAAGAUUCGCAAAAAGGGGACCAGUGGGUAUUGUAACCAUGAUCCACCAUAUGUAUGUAAAAUGUUCGUCAGCAAAGGUGCUUAAAGUGUAUUUUCCCCUAGAAAAUUAUUUAGUCCUACUGCGGGGUUUGGUCCUGGGUUGAUUUAUCAUAAGUGCGAAAAUUGAAUGGAAAGUUCAGUUUCCACUUCAAAUCUAACUGGCGAAGUGCACUGGCGCUGGUGUAGAAGUUAGACCGUCCUGGGAUCGAAUGUCCGGGGAACAAAGAAUACUGUUUUGUGCUUCAAUCCCGUAAAAUUACAGAUUUUACGAACUGUCUUUCAAGUCUACUAGAAAUUCGUAUUGGCCUAGUCACGGGUUUUUGUCUGUAUAUACAUAUUUGUCAAUUUUCCUUGUAUUAUUUUUGAUUCAUAAAUAAUUAUUAUAUGUUGGAUUCUAUUGCCUUUUCGUUGUAAAUAUUAUUUAUGGCUACAUUCCAAAAGUAUAGAAUUACGUAAAAUUCAUUUUCAAGAACUCAAGUGCCGGUACAGAUCAAUAUCGCACUGUGCCUGUAUGCAAUCUGAACGGUAUUUUUAAUAGCAAAAUGCGGUUAGGAAUAUUAAAUUUGCACUUUUCUGUCUUUACGGAAUUUGAUUGAGAGGACGCGGCGCCCUUACGCCAAAUCAUUAUUCUUACAAGCACGAUAUACCACGUAACUAGCCCUUAUUACUACAGGUUACCCAAAAACAUUCACAAGUAUUUAAAAUAACUUUUUUGCCCAACAACGUUCGUUAGAAUAGCCAUGACGAGUAAGUCAAAUUAUGAUAGACAACGAUUGAUAGCAAAUAUAGAAAUUGGUGCUCGGUGUGUAUGAAACCGGACGCGAUUUUUUCCAAAUCGGCAUGCAUUUUUGUAACCAUUAUACAGUAUACGAAUAUUUUAUUUCUGCCUUAAUAAAUGUAUGACUGACAUACGCAAAACCAGCAGUGUAUGACCGGUCACACACAGCUGGUGUCAUGAAGAACGAACAAGUCAUUUCCAAAGAGCGGGCUACAUACGAUUCACGAUGUCACCUUUCACUAUAACCUAGUGUUUGCAAGGUCAAACUCGUGACAAACGAAACAGGACAAAUGACAACAUGAAUCCUAUAUAACUCCGGUCUUCUGGCUAUCAAUCUCGUGAUAUGUUCAUAAUACAUUUUAAACUGAUGUCCUAUGAAAUUGCGUGAUUGCGUGAUCAACAAUUUUGCCAUCUUUUUUCCUUUAGAGAAGGCAUCUUAAUUUUUCAUCCAAGGAGGUUAUUAUAUGUACAUAGGUUCAUCAUGUUGUGACUAUUUCCUGUAUUAUAAAUGUAAAUACUGGUACAUUUACAUGUAAUCAGAGAGGAUACAAUGUAUAUUCCCUUUUCUAUUUCACGUUUCAAUAAAAUUUACUCAAAGAUAAAA